AUGAACCAAACCGAUGUCCUAGUGAACUGGUUGAGAGUUAAUGAUCCAAAAUCGCUUGUAACAAAGGCAAAGGAUGAAAUGGAUGAUGGUGAUGCAUUUGAAGUUGUUGAUGAAGAGUCCGGAUUAUUGAUAGAAUACUUGGCGGCAAAUAGGGCCUCGGAGGAUUUAAUAUAUGCAUUGGACAAAGCGAGCAAUCCUAUAUCAUGCUUGCAACUCCAGUCUGAGCCACCAGCGGGUACAAUCAAGCUUAUAAAAUCAGAUGGGCUAGUGAAGAUCUAUGACAGGCCAAUCCAUGUUUCAGAGCUAAUGGUAGAGUUUCCAAAACACUUGGUUUGUCAUUCAGAUUCAUUCUAUAUAGGUCAAAAGAUCCCAGCUCUUUCUGAGAGCGACCAGCUUCAAUUAGGCCACAAGUACUUUCUUCUACCUAAACAUUGUUUCCAAUCUGUACUGUCCUUUGUCACUAUAGCUUCCUUUACCAGCCUGUCAUUACAGCCUCAACCAUCAUCUUCAAGAAAUGCGUUUCUAAAAAGGGCUGCUACUUGCCAACCUUUUGAUAUUCAAAAAUCUCCAGAUGGGUGUUUGAGGAUACGUGUAUCAGAUGAGUUUAUAUCACAAUUAAUGGAGGAAGGUAAAGUCAUGGAGAGUGAAGAAGAUGGGAGUUCAAGAAAUUGUAAACCAAAAAGUAAAGUAUGCACUACUCCUCAGUUACAGAAGGAUUACACGCAGCUUGUUGGGUCACGCCAAUGGAAACCAAAGUUGGAGACAAUAAAAGAGAACGAAAAGAGAAGGCUUUCUUCUUCAUUUGGAAUGAAGAGAAGGAAGAAAUCUCAGUCUAAAGUGACCCCAAAGAGUACUCAUAGAUCAUCGUCAGAACAACACCUUCACUCAACAUCUACCAAUCAUAACAAGUCUUCUCUAAAAGCCAAGAUCAAGAUUAAACCAAGAAAGUGA
Molecule: messenger RNA, 951 nt
Organism: Dovyalis caffra
Lineage: Eukaryota; Viridiplantae; Streptophyta; Magnoliopsida; Malpighiales; Salicaceae
Source: the annotation of a GenBank genome assembly